Messenger RNA from Emericellopsis cladophorae, 1929 nucleotides. RefSeq lists its product as uncharacterized. Bases 1 to 1929 code for a protein of 642 amino acids. The transcript is spliced from 4 exons. The record is from RefSeq and is a predicted model, not a curated record. Lineage: Eukaryota; Fungi; Ascomycota; Sordariomycetes; Hypocreales; Bionectriaceae.
AUGACCGACAUGGAACCAGGCACGCUUGACAGAUACGCCGUCCUUCGGUCAUACGAACCCCGCGAUGUGCAAGUCAAAGAAAGCAGCGAUUCUGCACAUCUCGGGCAGAGAAACUCGGACGAUCGGAGCACUAGAUCUGUCAUAACGCACCUCGACGCCGCCGGGCUGGGCAUCAUCGGCAGGGUUCUGUCGGUUGUGUACGGGACAUGGCACGGUACACCGGCCACGCUCGUGUCGCUCCAGUUUCGAUUUCGUAGCAGAGCUGGGAGCCUCCGGUUCCGGACGUCCGAGAUCGCGGUCACCUUUGACAAGGCCAGCAUCCUUGACUCUGGCGACGACAACGCCGCUCUGGCCGUCCCGCCCGCCGUUGUUUCACUAUACCCCAAAGCCCUGGAUGGCGGCGAGGGUGGAUGCUCCAUUAAAGGCUCUUACUGGCUGAAGAAGAACCAAAACUUUGCCAAUGAAGUAUACUGGAAGAUACACGAGAACAGCGCGGAGACCUCUGGCUUACCCGACGAAGUUGGUCUCUGCGUCGUAGUGACAAACCGCGGUCCGUUCUUGGGCGUGGUGGAAGCGGAGGCAACCUUGAAGCUCGCGCCCAAGGCCAGGUUCUCGUUCAGAAACCUCCCAUGGUCAAAGGACGAUCCUCUCCUCUUUGACGGGAAAACUGCAAAGGGACCUCAAAUGGAGCAAACAAGGUUCGACACUCUGACAGAUGAGCAAUGGGCAAAAUGGAUAGCUAUGCUCCACGGAAGAUUGUCCGUUCCACCGUCCAUGAAAUCCGAGGACACUCUAAUGGACACUUCUUCCGGCACAUCCUCUACAGAACAAACCGGACGUGCCGACUUGGUGUAUCGUGUACGAGGCAUCCCUGCAGAUUGGUCCGAGGACAAGCUUGUUCUUGAGUUGGCCGCUCUUUUCUCUCUUCAGGCCAACCAACUCUCACUGCUGACGUUUGCACGGAGCGCGUUCGCGCAUCGCUCACGUGAGGCUGCGGUUGCGGUCGUCUCGUUCCUUUCUAGACCGCCUCGCGUCCUGGUACCGGAAGGACGACAGUGGUCCUUCUCAAUCCCGGGAGCUUCUUCGGGACAGGGAGUCGCCAUCGCGACACUGGUGCUUGACCGGAAUUUCGAGGGUCUCACGCCGCUUGGACGGAUCUCUCCAACCAGCACGCUCUUCUAUGCCGAUAUAAUUGCGGUUCCAGGCGUUGGAGGCCACGCGUACGGAUCGUUCAAGGACAGAGGCAGGUCAUACAUGUGGUUGCAAGACUCUCUGCCAGUGGACCUGCGGCUCUCGGAGUCGAAGUUGGCGCGUGUUCUCAUUUAUGGCUACGACUCCCAUUUGUCGGAAAGUCAAUCGUUCCAGAACCUCUGGGACCUGGGCGGCAAGCUGCAGGCCACCAUCAGGGAAAGCCGUUCCGCGAUCAUCCGCAUGAGCCGGGGUAAUGAGCGUGAUCGACAUGUCUUGAACUGCAUUGCGGGCGUGGUGUUCUUCGGAGUGCCUAACAAAGGGAUGAACAUCACAUCUCUGAUCCCCAUGGUUGGCCACCAGCCUAAUCGACCUCUUCUAGAUUCCAUCUCCUCGGACUCGGAGCUUCUGGGAGAACAGAGCGUGGCGUUUCAGCACGCAGUCUCGCGCAUGACCCGGGGGCUCCCGAUCUUCUCCAUCUAUGAGAUGGUGCUCUCCCCCACCGCCGUUCAGGAGGGAUCAAAGUGGAGAAUGGCUGGCACGCCUGCCAUGCUGGUCGACCGUGACUCGGCAACGCAUGGUCGGCCGUUGGACUCUGAGAGCAGGUUUGUGCUGGGCUUAAAUAGAAACCACUCAGAUCUCGUCAAGUUUGAACGCAAUUGCGAUGAUUAUGAGCUUGUGCUGGCGUUCUUGAAAGAGAUACUGACAGGCUACCUGGCACGUACAGCGGAUGGCGGGUGA